Xenopus laevis (African clawed frog) is the source of this 1284-nucleotide messenger RNA. It is a transcript of the gene nanp.L, whose product is annotated as N-acetylneuraminic acid phosphatase L homeolog. The transcript has 3 exons. Bases 212 to 934 code for a protein of 240 amino acids. Gene Ontology annotation, molecular function: phosphatase activity; N-acylneuraminate-9-phosphatase activity; hydrolase activity. Gene Ontology annotation, biological process: N-acetylneuraminate biosynthetic process. NCBI's taxonomy places the organism in Eukaryota, Metazoa, Chordata, Amphibia, Anura, Pipidae. The record is from RefSeq and is a predicted model, not a curated record.
GUGCACAGGAAGGGGAGGGCAAUACACACACACAUGCGGCGCUGCGAUCUACUUCCUACUUGAGACGCACUUCCGGGACAUGUCACAGCUGUAAUGUUGUACUCGCUCUUUAGCCGGGCUGGGCUGGAAGCAGAGAGAUUUUCAGAUUACAGAAGCUAUAUAGAACUUUGUUUUCUUCACUAUUUGGCCAGCUUACGUUGGAUUCUGCAGAAUGGUUCUCAGUGGUAUAAAAGCUGUGUUUUUUGACCUAGAUAACACAUUGAUUGAUACUUCAGGGGCAGGCAAAAAGGCAAUUGAGGAGGUGGUGAAAGUACUUACCGAGGAAAACCAAUACAAGGAGGAUGAAGCUCAUAUUAUAUGCAACAAGUUCCAGGCAAAGCUAGGUUGUGAGACUCUGGAUUCUUCCAAAAUGACCAUUGAUGAUCUUCGUGUUCGGCACUGGGAAGAAGCAAUGCUAGAAGUCAGACAGGGAGACCACAAAGAAGUGGCCAGUGACUGCUACACAAUGUGGAAAACAAGACGCCUGCAGCUCCUGACAAUGUCACAGAGUACUAAAGACAUGCUGUGUGAACUAAGAAAAUCAACUCGCUUGGUCCUCCUCACUAAUGGUGUGCGGCAGGUCCAGAGAGAGAAAAUUGAGUCGUGUGGUGCACAACAGUUCUUCGAUGCUGUUGUGGUUGGGGGAGAACAUGCUGAAGAAAAGCCAGCACCUUCCAUUUUCUACCACUGCUGUGACCUCAUUGGAGUGUUGCCUGGGGACUGUGUGAUGGUCGGGGACAAUUUAGAUACAGAUAUCCAAGGUGGACUUAAUGCAGGCUUGAAAGCAACCAUCUGGAUAAAUCAAAAUCCUUCAAUAAAUAAAGUCAUGCCAACCCCUCACUACACCAUAAAAUCUGUAAUGGAAGUUCCUGAUGUCCUCAAAAAUGUAAAAUAGAAUUGUAGAUUGUGCGACAUAUUAGACAUAUAGAAAGGUGAAGAUAAUGGAGCACUGAUGGCUUUGUAAAUGGUGUUUUCAAUAAUAUAUUUUACGUGCAGCAAGUUAUUUCAACAAAAGCAAUGUGACAAACACAUCAGGUUUAGGUAACAUUACCAUGUUUGUGAUUUUUUUAUUACAUUUUGUAAUCAACAUUCAUUAAUAAUUUUUAUAAAAAAAAUGCAAAGACUAUUACAUUAUUAUUACAUAAAUGUAAUACAUAAAUUCCAAAACAUGAUUCUGUGUCCGUAUAGUAGCUAAAUAUAAAUAUGUAAUACAUGUGUGAUCUAAAAACUAAAUUAAACAUUCCA